AUGGAGGGGCUCAUCCCGUUCAUCUACAAGGCCAUCAAGGAGCGGCGGACCCGGAGCUACUACUCCCGGUGCAGCUCCACCGGCUCAUCGCGCGGCGGGUUCUUCGGGGCCCGCGUGGAGGACAGCUCGUGGGACCAGCAGAAGCAGUGGGAGUCCGCCGCCGGCGGCGGCAAGGUGACGACGACGGCGGGGAGGGAGAUGGCGCACCGCCGGCACCGCUCCCUGGAGGAGCUGGCGGGGGAGGUGGGCGCCUCGCCCGAGUGGGGCCGCCGGCCGGGCGCGCCGCAGAGGGCCCGCAGCGUCAGGAUCUUCUCCUGCAUCGGCGCCAUGUGA
Miscanthus lutarioriparius is the source of this 333-nucleotide messenger RNA. NCBI's taxonomy places the organism in Eukaryota, Viridiplantae, Streptophyta, Magnoliopsida, Poales, Poaceae. The record is from the annotation of a GenBank genome assembly.